Molecule: messenger RNA, 2160 nt
Organism: Aspergillus novofumigatus IBT 16806
Lineage: Eukaryota; Fungi; Ascomycota; Eurotiomycetes; Eurotiales; Aspergillaceae
Exons: 1
Coding region: 211-1842 (543 amino acids)
Biological process (GO): peroxisome inheritance
Cellular component (GO): extrinsic component of intraperoxisomal membrane
Source: RefSeq, a predicted model, not a curated record
UCUCGAUGAUGAUGAUGAUAAUUUCCGUCUGACAGGAGAUAAGUUAAUCGCCGUUCGUUCCUUGGAUCCAUCCUUCUUUCACUCUUUUUGAUUGCAUGGUCAUUCUUUGUCUUUCCCUACACCAUACAUCUCUAUUUAGCUUUAUAAUUCACCCUUCUGCUACUGCUUUUCAAUGUAACCCUUUUAUCGAUCGUUUCUUCUGCUAUCAAUAUGCCCGAGUCCUCGGAUGUACUCCCCGCUCAUAUCCAGUCUAUCCGUCGAUCUGCUACUCUGCCGACCAAACUACAUCCCCGGAAGCAGCCCAGCUCCGAAUUUUUGCGCACUACAGCCUCCGAAAAUGACAUGUUCUUCCACCCGUCUGCGAAGAUAGUGCAUUUCUCCCCCCGAGCUCUUGCGCCUAUACCCUCGAGUACCGCUCCCGCCGAUUUCGAUUACCCGGUUGACACUAUCGAAACUCUUCCAUGGCGAUCGGCGACUGAGCGAACAGUUGCCUGUGCGCCUCUGAGGCUCGAGAAGGUGCAUGGCCUGACUGUCUUUCUGAAAUGUGGGAGUGUCGUUCAUGCAAUACUCAAAAACUCACAGUGUUGGUGUGUGGAUGGAGAGUCAACGUUUGUUCUGCGCAUAAGACCUCUCACAUACUAUCGCAUCGAACUUCCGAAUGAGACUGAGGAAGAUAAGAAACUUGUGGCGGCUAUGAAAGAGGCGCUUUCUAAAGUUUUGCGAUACGAAGUAACGCCAUGCCCCUUCAAAAGAGGUUUUACUGUUGAGAUACCCGAAGAAGCGAAAGCUCCAAGGCGGAAACGGGCAUGGCGCCCAAAGGGGCGAAGAGAAAGUGCCCCCGUUCGAUCGAUGUCGGUAUUGAAAAACGCGUCCGCGGCGGAAGACUUGGCUUUGCUUAAUGGAAGCACUGGGGAAGAUACGGAUGGAAAUACAACCGACGAUAGCGGCUUCACCACGAAAGACAGUAAUAGCACAAUUCUGGAGACGGUCCCCGAUGAUGAGGAGGAGGCGCCCUCUUCAGCCACCGUUCCCGGGGUGCUGCCUCUUCCCACAAGCUCCGUGGCGGAAACACAACAUAGCUUCGAAACCUUGCUGGCAAGGUUCGAAGAGGCCUCCGACCUGCAGGUUGAUCCUGACAUGUCCUACUCCUCAAGUAUCGAAUCAUUCCACUCGAUUGAAAUGCCACCAUCUCCAGCCGCUGAGAUCCAUUCCCCAUUGACAACCGCAUCGCCGUUGUCAGUCGCUUGUCCGGACAAAUUGCCGGAUCAACAAGAAUGUUUGGCGGACGACAUGGCAUUUCAUCUGACGGAUUCGUCCAAGAAGAAAUUCCCUUCAGCAGCAGAACGCAUCAAUAGCACGGCUUCUCAGGCUGAAACUUCACCGAUGGACCAGUCCUCAGGGUCGAGUUCCACGUCGUUCCUGGACAUCCCCUCGAGCGCUGAGACUGACCUUGCAAAGAACCUGAGCGACAUGAGCAUUGAAUUUCGCCGGCGCUCCAAAGCGUCGCGAGAACGAGAGAUAUCGCCAAUGCCACCAUCGUCCAUUCUGGUCAGUAGUAGUCCACCGGAAAAGCAAGAUGCGGCCUCCAUCCUCCAGAAAACUGCGGCCCUUGUCCUGGUGCCUCCAGUGCAAUUGUUCAUAUUGUUGAUCCACAUUGCGGCGAGAAUUGUCCUAGGCCCAGCUCUCAACUCAGCGAUGGGCGAUUUCAACCGAAAACUUGAAUAUCAUGCCACCAAUUCUCAAGAAGCCGUCGAUGACUAUGAUAUUCCAAUUGCGCCUGACCGUCGAACAGCAACAGGGUCGGAUGUCACGAAGAAACUCGAUCCCUGGGAUCUGGACUAACCAUGUCAUAAUCCACCUCCAUCGUCUUUCCCUGAUACCUAUCUUUCUCUUGCCUAUUUUUUUCAGUACCGUGUUUUAAUGUCCUCUCGUUUCUCAUUCAGGCGCCUUCUCGCUUGGGCGCACCGCAUUCUUGGUCUCUAACGACUCCUCUUGUAUGAUCUUUCUCUGCUGUUCCAUGUCUGUUUGGGCGGUCAUAAGAUUCUUCGGUGGAUCAAGUCUCGCAUUGGAUAUGUACUCCCUAAUGAAACCUGUACCUUUAGCGUGUAUCAUCGAUUGCCAAUAUACCCGUUUCCAUUGAAAGUUGCAGAUGAGGCAUUG